This is a messenger RNA of Phycodurus eques (leafy seadragon), 2597 nucleotides long. It is a transcript of the gene khdc4, whose product is annotated as KH domain containing 4, pre-mRNA splicing factor. The record is from RefSeq and is a predicted model, not a curated record. Lineage: Eukaryota; Metazoa; Chordata; Actinopteri; Syngnathiformes; Syngnathidae. Gene Ontology annotation, molecular function: RNA binding. Gene Ontology annotation, cellular component: nucleus. Bases 105 to 1973 code for a protein of 622 amino acids. The transcript has 14 exons.
UUGCUUAGCUUAGCCGCGUAAGCUAGUAUCAUAGGUGGGCUAAAUAUAGGCAAAGAGGCUCCCUGCGUGUAUUUCCACAAAGCGAAAGACUUUUUAGGACAUAUAUGUCAUUUGGUGGAGGUCAAAACGGCGGCCGCCGCGCUAGCAAGUGGGACCAGCCGGGUCCAAGCACUGGAGGCCCGGGGGAGGCUGAGGCUGCACCCACGGGGGCUCUGGACGCCGCCGCCGCCGUGGCUGCCAAGAUUAAUGCCAUGCUGGUGUCCAAGGGCAAACUCAAGCCCUCGCAGAUAGGCACAUCGGGACCCAUUGAGAAGGCUAUGGGCAUCGGGAAGCCUCAGGUGCCAGCCAAGGCUAAAGACGACCUAGUGGUGGCGGAGGUCGAAAUCAAUGACGUCCCGAUCACAUGCCGGAAUCUCUUGACGCGAGGGCAGACGCAGGAUGAGAUCAGUAAAGUGAGCAGUGCUGCCGUGUCCACCAGAGGACGCUACAUGACUGGAGAGGAGAAAGGCAAAGCGCCACCGGGGGAUCGUCCUCUUUAUCUGCACGUUCAAGGACAGACGCGGGAGCUUGUGGACCGAGCUGUAAACAAGAUCAAGGAAAUCAUCACCAAUGGGGUUGUGAAAGCUGCCACCGCCUCGUCGUCAGUGUCCUCAUCCUUUUCCUCCGCCACCGCACCCACAGUGACAGUUUAUCAGCAAGCACCUCCAUCCUCGCUGCCACCAAUGAUGCACCACAAACCGCACUUCCAGUCUGGAAUGCACUACGUUCAAGAUAAGAUCUUUGUGGGCCUGGAGCACGCCAUCCUGGGCUUUGUGGUCAAAGAGCGGGUGGAGGGUCCCGGCUGUUCGUACCUGCAGCACAUCCAGGGUGAGACUGGAGCCAAAGUCUUCCUCAGAGGAAAAGGCUCAGGCUGUCUGGAGCCUACGUCUGGAAGAGAGGCCUUUGAGCCCAUGUACAUCUACAUCAGCCAUCCCAAACCAGAAGGUCUUGCAGCAGCGAAAAUAUUGUGUCAAAACCUGCUACAGACUGUCCAUGCAGAGUAUUCUCGCUUUCUCACUCAAAUGAACUCAGUGAUGCCAUCACAACAAGGCUUUGCACCGCCGCCAGUGGUGAACGGGAUGCCCCCGCAACCCACAUACUACCCCCCAGCUGACUUCCAGCCAGGCUACCCCAUGCCAGUGCCCCCGCCACAGCAUCAUCCCCCACCUAUGGCCUUCUCUGUGCCCCCUCCCAUGCUUCCACCUGCGCCACCCAAAGUUGCCCUGCCUCAGUUCCCACCUGCUCCACUGCCGCCUCCACCGCCUCCGAAUCUGGCUCCGCCUCUUUGUCCAGCGCCUCCUGUUAAUGCUCCUCUUCCGGCACCUCUUCCGCCACCCGUCCUUCCUCCUGCUCCAGCUUCUGUGGUUCAGAUGGUUCCUCCCAUGACCUAUGUUCCUUCGGCUGUGGCGCCACCCAAAGCUCCGCCUCCUCCAUCAAUGUCGGCCAAUCCGGCGCAGAAAAGACGUUUCACAGAGGAAGUGCCCGAUGAGUAUGACAGUGGUCUCCUUGGCUAUCAGCAUGGACCCAUUCAUAUGACUAAUUUAGGUGCAGGCUACUCCGCUGGCAGCCCCGAGACUGCAGGACCCCCAACGUCGAUUUCCUCCGACCUGCCGAGUGAGAGGGACGGGCAGCUAAUGCCUCCACCACUGUUGGCCGUAAAUGGCGUGAGACCCAAGAUGGAGGAGAGGCGGCAACCACAAGGCCCUGUGGCAGAGCCUGCAGGGAAAAGGCUAAAAACAGGCUUGGUAGCGUACGCUGGCGACUCGUCUGACGAGGAGGAAGACCACCCGAGCGCCAAAGCCUCAGGUAACCCCGGGGGCUCCCCUACUACCUCCUUAGACUGGAUACAGGGGUACCGCUGCCCACCCCCGCCGCCCCCUCGGGCUAAAAAGCAGCCGCAGCAGCAGUCUAUGCCCUUCUGGAUGGCGCCCUGAAAGUUUCACACCAGUUCCGCAUGGAUGACUCAUAGCUUUGGUUUUAGUCCCAAGUAAGCGUACUUGUUUACUACACAUCUGUACAGUGUAAAGAUGAACAUUUUUAGGACAGACGCUGCAAUGUGGUGGAUGUUUAAAUUGUCACAUUAGCAAUGGCAAAUUGAUUUUUGAAGGGAAAAAAAAAAGUGGAUAUCGGAAUAUAUUGUCUUUGUGAAAACAAAAUAAACAUCGAUGAUCAGCUUGAAUUUAAUCAAUAUUGUCCUUUCUUAACCCUCAUUUCCUGGAGAAACCUUUUUUGUGUGUGUGACGAUUGUAUUGGACUAAUGUGUAGUAAAAUAUAAUUUCACUGUUGCUUUUUGGGAAAUAAAGCGGCAUAAAUUGCAUCGGUUGUUUUCUUUGUGUUCCUGUUCAAUAAAACCGUAUUUACUUUUGUUUUUUGUAUUGGAUGGAAAAAGACUGAUGUAAACCGAUCCUUUUGCACUGGUUCCAGGUCUAAUUUGUCGUAACAAACCAAGCCUCAAUCAAUCUAUAUAGGAUUGAAGUACUCGUUUAUUUUUGUAUUAAAGUUUCAUGUGUCUUGACCAAGCUUCUAACUUAAUUUACUCUAUAUCAAAUCAAUUUUAC